GGACGCCGACAUAGUGUGACGUAGGACCGGAAACACCGUACAUUCAGGAACGCUGCUCACUCUACCGGCGUCUGUAGCGGCUCACGCGUGCUAAUGAGUUGUUUUCCUUCCAGCAGCGGCACCGGACGAACAUAUUAACGUUUCUCCAAGUUAUUCGUACCCGAAAAUGUUGUGUUUAAGCGGGUUGUCGGUGGCUCUCGCGCUCUCGCUCGUGCCCGGUCCCGCUGAAGCGCUGAAAGACGGAGAGUGUGAAGUGUGCGUCUCCUUCCUGGGGAAGUUCUACGAGUCGCUGAAGGACAACGACGUGAAGUUCAACCGCGCCGCCAUCGAGGACGCCAUCGUGAAGAGCUGCAAGGAGGCCAAGGGCAAAGACAACCGCUUCGUGAGUGGACCGCACAGAAGUGCUGGGAAAUUAAUGUUAAUGUCGCUGUUACUGGGCAAUAAGUCGCCUAGGGGUUUAUAAUGGUAUCAUAUAGUUAACUACUGGGGGGUGGGCAUCA
Etheostoma cragini (Arkansas darter) is the source of this 500-nucleotide messenger RNA. RefSeq names its product mesencephalic astrocyte-derived neurotrophic factor-like. The record is from RefSeq and is a predicted model, not a curated record. Lineage: Eukaryota; Metazoa; Chordata; Actinopteri; Perciformes; Percidae. The transcript has 2 exons. Gene Ontology annotation, biological process: neuron projection development; dopaminergic neuron differentiation. Gene Ontology annotation, cellular component: endoplasmic reticulum. The coding region runs from base 167 to 463 and encodes 98 amino acids.